Messenger RNA from Wyeomyia smithii (pitcher-plant mosquito), 802 nucleotides. RefSeq names its product 39S ribosomal protein L22, mitochondrial (gene mRpL22). Lineage: Eukaryota; Metazoa; Arthropoda; Insecta; Diptera; Culicidae. The record is from RefSeq and is a predicted model, not a curated record. Gene Ontology annotation, biological process: ribosome assembly; translation. Bases 24 to 761 code for a protein of 245 amino acids. Gene Ontology annotation, cellular component: ribosome; mitochondrial large ribosomal subunit. Gene Ontology annotation, molecular function: structural constituent of ribosome. The transcript has a single exon.
CGUCAAAACGAAGUUCUCAAUCAAUGCGAAUAUGUAACAAGCGCGUUUUUCGGUUUUCGGUUUUUAUUCAAAAUCACUUAAAUUUCGCGACAAAGUGUGAUCUAAACAUGUCUAUCUUGUUACGAAGUUUUCGCCAGCUGGCGAUCCGCAGCAGCAUACAGCUGCCGGUCCUCACCAGCCCUGCAAUUACCAGCAAUCAGCUACACACGAGCAGCAACCUCUCGAAAAAUUGGAACGGACGAAACACCGGCCCUCGUCGAUGGUUAGAGUACAACAAGGUAAUUUAUCCGCCACAAACCCCUGAGGAGGCUCCACGACCCGCCUUCGUGUGCCACCAAAAGACGAACAUAAAGUACAGCCCGAAGAAAAUGUGGUACGUUGCCAGCUUCAUUCGAGGGAUGACCGUCGACGAGGCGCUGAAGCAACUUUCCUUCAUCGACAAAAAAGGAGCCUCGGCGGUAAAAGAAACCAUCCUGGAGGCGAUCGAUAUGGCCGUCAGCCGGCAUAACGUCGAGUUUCGAUCGAACCUCUGGGUUGCGGAGUCAUUCUGCGGCAAGGGUCCCGUUUUUAAAGGUUUCCGCCGGCAUGGGCGCGGUCGCUUCGGUCAGGUGGAGUACAAACACUGUCACUAUUUUGUCCGGCUCGAGGAGGGUAACCCACCGGAGCACUACUACGUGGGCCGGGAGCCAAAGAGUGGUGAACAGCUGCUGGACCAAUGGCUGGAAGGAAUGCGGAAGCGGAAGGUUAUCAAUUCGCUGUAGGUUGAUUGGAUGAUUUUGAAUAAACGAUUAGUUGAGAAUUA